UUAGAAAAAGUCAACAAUGGCAAAAAAACACAAACGUGUUCAUGGCUGAACACAACGCUUUGAGUCUCCAUCUCAUCGGGUGACAUCAAUCCUGCUACCUUCUCACUUGGUUUCCAGAAGUGUGUUAUUGAUUUUGUCAAUAAUCAUUUCUCCUUCUCUCAAGACUGAUCAAACCGAGCACCGGGAUGCAGCCAUCAGACCCGAAGCGGCAUCCUUCAUUUCUCUGCCUACAGCUCUCGAGGGAGCGAUUGGGCAGCUCGACAUUUUGCUGUGAUUGAAUUGCACUCUGCCCCCUUGUGGAGGCUGAUCCUCAGUCAGGGGCGGUGAGGUGGUUGGAUGGCCACAGACACACAAAUGGCGAGUCUCUGCAGAGUCAUUUUCCCUAAAGCUCUGUUCACGAUUAACGUGUGUGGACCGUGUCAAACCUGCACAGCGGCACAUUUAACGAUCCAUAAGAGGCAAAGAGUUGCAUUAAAUACAGUUCUCUCCAGAUGUGUAAAUUAAUCUGAUUCUGUUCUAUUACAGCAACUCAACAAGAAUGUACUGAAAAUCACUCCUAUUGUGAAGUUAACAUGAAAAACAUGCUGGGGAUCUAUGAAUACAUCUUUUUAUUCAAUCUGCAAAAAAUUAAAACCAUUUAUCACUCUGCAUCGCGUUCGACUUCCUCCACUCAGUCGCGGCCGAGCCGACUGAAAGCAGUGAAAUUAAAGAGCGUUAAAGUAUUAAUAUUUUCAAAUUGCUUUUUUAAUAGGAGUGGAGGUGGCUGGCGAGGCUGCAUUAGUGCUACUGAUGAGGAGGGCCGAGGGAAAAGCUCUUCAGGUUGGAUGGACUAUCUCCAUCUUAGUGGUCGCCCGUCUAAAUGUGCUAAAAUGAGAUAAAAUGUCUGCUUGGCUCGACAUGGCGUACUGUAACGUCUUAUCCUGGAGUCAAACAGCCGGAGAGGUUUGUAUGAUUGAGAAACUUCUCCAUGAUAUAAAAAUGAACUAAUUAAAAUUAAUUUUAAGAACACUGUGUCAUGUAAGCAGCUUUACGAAACUGAGCGCCAAGACUACAGCACAUAAAAUAAUACAAAAGUUAAAAAAAAUUAAAUUCUCUAUAACACUAAAUAUUUUUGCCUGAAGAAGCAACGAAGAUGGUAAAUGUUACAAUGAUAUAUGUUAUAUAUUUUCAUCCUGGGCUGUGGGUGAGUGUGUUUGUGUGUGCGUUUGAUCCCCCACAACGAUGCACAUACACACAUUACACAUUGCGGUUUCACACUAAUCCCCUUAUCGCCGGACAAGAAAAACAGAAAUACACCAGCAAUGCAGCACAGAAGAAGAAUGCUAUCAAGAAAGCAUCUAAAAAAAGUCCAGGGUCAAACAGUUAAAAAUGCUUAGUUUUAGAGAUAUUUUUUGAGGAAGUAAAUGCAGUCAACAUCUUUAGACAAUACACCCGCAAUGCUUUCUGGGAAGUAACAGGUACAGUAAACGGAAACGUUGGUUGUUUACACAGAAAAUCUCAUAGAAACUCCAUUGACAACUCUUAGAUUUACCGCACAACACAAGCACACACAACACAUUAUGGUGCAGUUUGAGUCCAGUCUAACUAAACCCCUCAUAGACGCGCACGACAUCACCUUUCACCAGCAAAGCCUCACAGACCUCGGACCAGCGAGACGAGUCGAGUCGAAACAGCACAGUUCAAUUUCACGUGGAAUAACCACAGAAUCACGAGGAAUCGUUCACAGCAAGAAGAUCAUGAAGAAGUUUAGGUUUCCAAACUGAAGUUAGGAGCCCUAUCAUCAAUUUUAAGAGAAGAAAAGGCAGAGAUUUAGAAAAGUAGAAGUGAUUAAACCGUCACCUGCUCCUCAGGUGGUAAUUUCAAAGUGAAACGGGAUCCAGCAUCUCAGCAGCAAUAAUAUACAACACACCGCUACAGGGCUUUAUAUUGAUUACACUUUCCUGGAUGGAUUUCUAAUGAUCAGCACAAUGUGAACACUGCAAACAGCUGAAGCGUCACAUCCCCGCUGGGAGCCGCUUCAUCACCUGCGACACAAAGAAAACUGCCCGAGGCGUCUCUGUGGACAGGCUGGCGUGUUGUGUCCCUGAGACAUGACCCAUGUGCAUGACCCUUAACGUCAUGUAACGUAAUGUCUUUAAAAGAUGUCACAGGAUGUUAUUUUAUCACAUUCUUUUACAUAGACGAUAACAACAAUGUUCGGUAAACUAAACUACACCGUAAUUAAGAUUUAAGUGAAGCUAACCUGGUUAGCUAACAUGCUAAUUAGUUUAAUUAGCAUCUUGUGUUAGCAUGGUGUUCUUUUGUUUGUGCUGAGUGAAUACAGGUAAUUUAACUUACACGUGACUUAACUUACAAGUAACAACAACUUACUGCUGAUUGUUUGUGGACCAAGGUGUUUGCUGAAUAAGUGUGUUGUUUUCAGCAAUCUGGCUCUUUAUGCAUGAAAUUACUUAUUAACAUAUAGUGCACUGAUAAUAACAAUAAUGUUGUUGUGGAUCAUGUAACUCAUUUAGAGGCAAUUGUCGCCUGCUAUCUCGUCCUGAGAGGCAGAACUGUAUGUUUGCUUGAUUAAAGAACACAAAGUCAGACCAUGAAAAGUCUUCAGUCAAAGCUUUGCUGAAAACUGUGUAAACUGUCAUGAAUAAUUAAAAGACAACUAUCCUUUUACGUGCGAUGGGCUUGCUGGGUUGCCAUGGUGGAGAUGCAUGUAUUAUUUACCAUCGCUGUGUGUCCCGCUGUAAGGCAGCUUACAGGCUCUCAGUCUUUUUUUGACCUGUUCUCCCUGCGAGGAUUAAACCUGGUGGUAAUCCAUGGGGGACAAACCGGCGCAUCCCAGCUGAGUGUCCACCUCCGAAUGAGCAGAGAGGAGCCGCACAGCGUCGCCGUCGACCAUGUAAUGUGCCAGGAGGGUUCCCAAUGGAGGCGACGACGCCGAUGGCUGGGCAGGAGAAGCCGCAGAAGCGGGUGAGGUUCCGCGUGGCUUCGGGGAACAGCGGCCGGGUGCUGAAGGAGAUGUUCAAGGACGAGGGGCCCUCGGGCUCCCUGGAUUCGGAUUGCACCAGCGGCUCCGACGCAGAGCGGGCCAGCACCCCCUCCACCAGCGGAGAGGCGCACCCGUACGAGUCCCCGGGCUGCGAGCCGGACGAGCUGCUGACGUACGCGGGGGCCACCAAGGACUGGAUGUUCACGACGAAGAGGGUCAACAUACUCAGUAAAAAUGGGACCGUGAGGGGGGUCAAGCACAAAGUCAGCGCAGGUCAGACGCUGUUUGAGAACCUUCUCAGUUACAACAGUAUGGAGUUAUCUCUUGAAUUUGGGCGGAUAGUCAUCUACACCACGAGUUUCCGGGUGGUGAGAACAACAUUUGAGCGCUGCCAGCUGGUCCGAAAGAUCUUCCAGAACCACAGGGUGAAGUUUGUGGAGAAGAACAUCGCCCUGGACAGCGAGUACGGGAAGGAGUUGGAGGAGCGAUGCAAACGCGUGGGAGAACCUCCCUCGCUACCUGUGGUGUUCAUUGACGGACACUACCUCGGGGGUGCCGAGAAGAUACUGGGCAUGAACGAAUCAGGAGAGCUUCAAGACCUUCUAACCAAAAUAGAGAGAGUACAGCAGCCCCAGACGUGCCAGACCUGUGGGGGCUAUGCCUUCAUCCCGUGCCCAAUGUGCCAUGGCAGCAAGAUGUCCGUGUUUCGCAACUGCUUCACGGAUUCCUUCAAAGCCCUCAAGUGCACUUCCUGCAACGAGAACGGCCUGCAGCCCUGUGUGAGCUGCAGCCCCUGAGGAUGCUACGUGCCUGACCCGGCAUCCUUUACGCAGGACCUCCAACUGGACUGUGACCCGGGCGGUGAAAUGAAACACAGCCGCGCUCUUCCUCCAUGGCCAUGUUAGUAAGGAAAACAGAAGUUUGUGAUGAAAAAAAACAGUGAAUUGGGGGAUCUGGGAUUGUUGGUCCGGUGAACUGAUUCAUGAGAAUAAUUUGCUCAUUUUUUUAUGAGCUCAGUGCAAAAUUCCCAUUGAUGGAGCCGCGAACUAGUUUCACAUGAGGUCAACUUAAGCUUGUUAUUCAGUAAGUGAGGAGGCUCGUUUGCAACGCUCUCAUUACAAAUCCCAUAUCUGACAGAGUUAAGGAUGAUGGAGGCCGAGAGCUGAUAAAUACAAGGGUUUGAGUUUGCAUGAAACUUGACCUUUUGUCACAAUAGAGCUCCAAACAUCAUUCAAUCCUCACAUUGAGGAUUGUAAAUGGAAGAUGGGGUUUAACUGGAAGCUGUGUGUUUUUAAGAAGGACAAAUACACAUUUUUAACUAAAAUAAAUCAAGGGAGUCAACUGCAUUUAAACAUUUUAAUAAUACAAUAUAUUUCUGGUGCUACAUAAGAGCUAAUAUGAUGAUUGAAAAACAGGCAACUCUUUUGAUAAUCAAUUUUGCAAGCAAAAAUAAAUCAGUUUCACCUUCUGA
This is a messenger RNA of Gasterosteus aculeatus aculeatus (three-spined stickleback), 4454 nucleotides long. RefSeq names its product glutaredoxin and cysteine rich domain containing 1 a (gene grxcr1a). Lineage: Eukaryota; Metazoa; Chordata; Actinopteri; Perciformes; Gasterosteidae. The record is from RefSeq and is a predicted model, not a curated record. Gene Ontology annotation, biological process: sensory perception of sound.